Molecule: messenger RNA, 7065 nt
Organism: Closterium sp. NIES-65
Lineage: Eukaryota; Viridiplantae; Streptophyta; Zygnematophyceae; Desmidiales; Closteriaceae
Source: the annotation of a GenBank genome assembly
AUGGCGCGCCUGUGGGGGAUGGUAGGCGCAGGCAGGGGCGCGGCUCUCGCCCCUGUGCGGUCCAUUCAGCUGCUGACGCAUGGCGGGCAGGGAUUGGCUGCGGUUGCGCACGCAGAUGGCGUGGUGAGGGUGUGGGAUGUUUCGAGGAAGGUUCGCGUGGCGACGGUGACGGUGGCGGCGGAGUGGGGGCCGGGCGGAGCUGCGGCUGCUGCGGGCGCGGGUCAGGCAGGGGGGAGCCGUGACGGCGCAUGGGCCGUCCAGCAGAUCCUUCUGCGCCCCGCGCCUGGCCCCACUCGCUCCGCGACCACCACCACGAGCGCAGCUGCUGCCACCCAGUCUCUACUGGUCAUUACCACUUGGUGCCCCCAGCAGCAGCAGCAGGGCAGGCAAGAGAGCAGGCAGCAGCACGCGGAGAUGUCCCCCUCCCCUGCUGGUCUCAUCACCGUUCACUCCCUCCGUCUCCGCGUUCCCCCUGACCCCGCGCGCGCCUCCGCCUCCGCCUCCGCGUCCGCCUCGCUCCGCCUGGCCGCCUGGAGCGCGCUGCCCCGCGCGCCCACGGCGCGCAGCUGUGACUAUGGCGCGUGGGACGGUGACAGCAGAGGGGAAGGGGACGAGAGGGGUGGGGGUGAGAGGGGGGCGGGGGCGGGCGGGGCACGGCCAGCAGCUGGCACCCAGGGAGAGGAUGAGCACGAGCAGCAGGCGGGGGAGCGAGCGGGGGAUGAGGGGGAAGGGGAGGGUCAGGGGUUGUGGAUCAGAGACGUCCGCGUGCUGCUCGCUGCCGGUGCUGGUGGUGGGGGGCGGAGGGGCAGAGGGGGCGGAGAAGGGGCGGGCGGUGGGAAAGAGGUGGACGUGUGGAUGCUGCUGCAGGAAGGGCGUGAAGGCACAGGCACAGGAACAGUCACAUCAGGCGCAUCAGCGAAGCGCCAUACUGUCUGUCUACCUGUGCGCUGUGUGCCCUUCGACAGCAAUGCCACUGCCACUGCCGCUGCCACUGCUGCACGGGACGCAACAGCAGCGGUGGCAUCUUCUCAGCAGCUUCUGCCCCUUCCUCCGUCCCCACUGUACGCACCAAUCAGCGCCUGCCAGCUGGCGGAGCAGCAGCUAUCAGCGUCACUGGGCCUCUCAGACCCGACCCUCCACCAGUUCGUCUCCCCUCCGCCUGUACCCGCCUCGUCAGCCAGCGGGCCAGCAGGAGCAACCGCUUCUGCACCUGCUACAGCCGCAACAGCCGUGACAGCCAGUGCGUUUGCUGAUAUGGGCAGCAGGGCGAACCUGGUGUCGGCCUUGGGCGUCGUUCCCUUCCUUGAGCUCUCCCCUGUCCUCUGUGCCGCACCCAGCAGUUCCCCUGCAGGGGAAGGAGACGGCGGCUCACUGACAGCAGGAGGACCAGGAGGAGGAGCAGGAGCAGGAGCAGGAGCAGAAGGGACAGGAGGGGCAGGUGGUGCAAUAAACCUGUGGAGCACUGCCGUACCUGCAGCAGUGAGCGCACCAGGGUUUGCAGCUGCAGUGUCUGCAGCAACACCCACAGGAACGCCCACAGCAAUGCCCGGAAUGCCCACGGGAAUGCCUAUUGCAGGGUCUGCAGGUGCAGGUGCAGCAUGUGGGGAGCGAGGCAGCUUGGGAGGCAAUCCGCCUCUCCUUUCACCCAGCGUGGUUCGUUCCCUGGCCUCCGUAAGACCAGGUUCAGCCGGGCCAGGUUCGGGCAGGCUGAACGCGGGCAGCCAAGGAACCCGGCAGCCAAUGGAGGAGCGCCAGCUGGCGGCGGUGUUGGGAGAGCUUGCCAGCUGUCUGGAGCUGAUUCGCGGGCGAGUGGGUAGGCUGGUCAUGCUGGCGCUGCCCGCGUGUCUCCUCUCGCCCUCCCUGCAGCCUGCUGAUGCCUUUGCACACGUGGCAAAGUUUUUGGAGUUCGGGCAGCUGGCGCCGGGCAGCUCGGGCAGCGUGAACAGGUUGCGGUCGGCUGCCCGGGAAUUUGUUUCCCAGCAGAACACGGAGCAGAGGGUGUUUGCAGUGAAGCUUCAAGCUGCCCUCGGGAAUUUGAGAGACGCAGCAGGAGGGAAGUGGGGGGGUGUUCUCGAGAUAGUGGAGCUGCUUGUAACGAGUAUGGAUCUGGGUACGCUUUCAGAAGGUGCAUCCGCCUCCUGUGGGUCCCAAGGUGCAGCAUCAACAGCAGCAGCAGCAGCGGAAGGGCAGAAUGGGAGUGGGGAGAUUGAUGAUCUACCAAUCAGCACCCUCCUCCCCCCCUCCCUCUUCUCUCCCCUAGAGCUUUCCCACGAGGAUGAUUUCUCUGUGGAUCUCCUCUCGCUGCAUAUUGGCGGGAAAGGCGUUGCUGACGUGGACGGCGUUGCCGACGUGGCUGUGGGGGACACUCGGGGGUCUGGGAGGUGGGUGCGGCAGGGUGGGGGAGGGGGAGGCGGUUUAGGGUUUGGCAGCGGGAGGAGAGGAGGGAUGGGGGAAUGGGGAACAGGGGCAGGGGCAGGGGCGGAAGGGGACUUUCUUGGAAGGUUCUGCAGGCGAGAGGUGCAGUUUCGGUGGGCUAGGCGGACAGUUGUCGCUGUUUUAUUGGACGGGGAGGGGGAGGAGGAGAGGGAAGGGGGAGGAGAAGGAGGCGCAGGAGGGGGUAGGGGCGGAGGCAGUGUGUUGUGGGGAAGGUGGCGGGGGUGGUGGCUGCACGGGAGCGCAUCAGAAGAAGACAAGUCCUUUCCAGCUAAUGGGGACUCUGAUGGGCCCGAAAGCGAGGGAGAAGGGGAGGAGAGUAGCGAUGAGGAGAUGGAGGGAGGGGAGGACGGGGGUGGACUGGAAGGCAGGGGAGGAAUCGGGGGAGCGGUGGGGGGGUGGCGGUGUGCGAGUGUGAGUGGGGAGGGGCUGCUGUGUGAAGUGAUGAGUGAAGCCGUGCGCCUGCGGUGGGGGCGCGACCCCUGGCAGACUGAAGGGCGCGUAGGAGGGGGAGACGUUGGGGGAGGGCAGGGCGGGGCGGGGGCAAUGGGGAUGGGAGCGCCGAGCUUCCUCCAUCGUGCCGUGCACAUGGGGCUGCGGCUGUUGGAGCAGAGCCAGUACCACAUGGUGAAGCUCCUCUUGGACUGUGUCGAUCGCGACGCACACUUCUCCAACAACCCCUUAGCCCUUCCCCGAACCAACGCUUCUGGUUCGGCCGAACCUGAAGCUUCGGCAGCACGCUCCUUCCUUCUCGGCUUUGCCCUGGUUGCCUGCGCACACGUCCCUGCUGACCUCCCCACUUGGUUUCAACUAAGCGCCGCCAUAGGCGGCAGCAUUAGCCAGCUAAGUGCUGGUGGGAGCAGCAAGGGGCAGGGUGUGUUCUUAGCAGCAGGGGAGGGCAGAGGGCGUGAGGCAGCUGCAAGGGAGGCCAUGCGGGCAGCACUGGUGGAUCGGGCAGUGAAAUGUUUCUUCCGGGCAGCGGAAGGAGUGGGAUCAUGGGCAGCAGGAGCUGGUAACGGUGAGGGAGGGGAAGGGGGGGCAGGCAUGGGAGCAGGUGGGAACCCACUGCAAGGCCUACUGGAGAUGUUCAGUGGCAGCGCAAACAACAGUGUGGGGAGCAACACUGGUACAGUAGGAGCAGCAGCCGUACAACCCGUAGCAGGUGUUGCAGCAGAAGCAGCGGCAGCAGCAGCAGGGGCAGCAGUGGAGGCUCGGCAGAGGGUGCGGUACUACGAGGCGGUGAUGCGGCUGCUGCAGCGCUACAGCGAGGGGCCCUCCGCCGCCCGCUUCGCCCUCGCCGCCAUCCACGAGACCGACGCCGCCUUUCCGGAAGCUUCCCACGGCGAACGCGACGAGGAGCGGCACUCGCAAGCAGCGGCAGUGGCAGCAGAGGAAGCGGGAGCAGAGGGAGCGGGAGCGGGGGCAGGUGGGGAGGUGGUGAGGGGGGUGAAGGGGCGGCUGUGGGCGAAUGUGUUUGAGUAUGCGGUGCAGGGCGGGCAGUAUGAUGAGGCGUUCUGUGCUCUCGCCUCCAACCCCGACCCGCUCACCCGCAGCAUCUGCCUUCGCCAGUUUGUUGCCGUGCUCUGUGACACCGCCAGCUCUGCUGUAGCUGCCGCCGCUACAGCCGCCGGUAGAACCGCCGCAGUGCAAUCAGGACCAUCGGCAGCAUUGGGUGCAGCGGAAGCAGCAGCAGUGGCAGAGGCAGAGAGGGCAGGGAGGGCGUUGUCAACUCUCUGUGGCCUCGAUCUGCCUUAUGCUGCUGCUGACCUGCACGUACAGGUGGAGCAGGAGCUGAUGUGGCUCGCUGAGAACUCUGACGUGGCGCUGUCGCUGCCGCUGUCCACGUCGGUGUCGUCGGCGGCUGCCACGUCAGCGUCGGCGUUGGGCAGGGUGAGCCCGUAUAAGCUGCUGUACUCGUUCCACGUGGCGCGAUCUGAUUGGAGGAAAGCUGCGCUGGCCAUGUACCGAUAUUCGUGGCGACUAGGCAGGGAAGUCUUGGGCUCAAGCAGUGGCAGUACAAGCAGCAACCGCACUGCACCCAUUCCCACUCCUGCUUCUGCAGAUAAAAGGGGGAAGCAGGGCAUGAGUCCUGGAUUCCACCAGCCUAGUCCUGGGAGGGUGUUCAGUCCGGUGGUGAAGAGAAGUCCGGGGAUGACGCUGGGUGCAGAGAGAAUCCCCGAGGUGAAGCUGAGUGCAGUGCGGUUGAGAGAGAUGAGCCUGGCUGUGGCUAUCCAGGUGCUGGAGCUGAUGGUGGUGGGGGGAGAGGGGCUGGGAGCUGGAGGAGAGGGGCUGAGGGGAGGGGGAAAGGGGAAGGGUGUGGGAAGGGGGAGUGGCGGCGCGUCAUUGGGCUGCGGCACGGAGCCGGUGGGGCUGGAGGAUCUGCGGAGGGAGCAUGCGCUGGUGGCCGCCCAAUCACUGCUCGCCACAUGUCCUGGGACCACGGCAGCGCUGCUGGCGUCAGACGCCCCACCACAGCACAUCAUAUCAGCCUGCGCCCACAAUGCCCUCUUCCCCCAAGCUCUCCACCUCGCCACUCUCUUCUUCUCGGGCAGCCAGCGGGCAGCUGAACUUUCCGCAAUUCUUUCAGCAGCUGCCCGACGCUGCUGCAUGACCCAGCUCGGGCUGUCUCUUGCAGCUGCCCGGGAUCCUGCAGCUUCUGCUGCCACGUCAGCUGCUUCCAGUGCCACUGCUGGUGACAUGGCAAGCUCCCCGGUGCUGAUGUGGCAGCAGAUGCAGGUUUGGACUGAGACAUACGUUCGGCACCAUCCGAACCUCCGUGAGGUUGUAGCCCGAGCCAUAUUAGGCACCAACCCUGCUCUCCCCUUACCUCCAUGGCUCAUCCGUCUCUUCCUGGAAGGUUCCUCCUCCCUCUCCCCAAUUCCCCCCUCCUCCUCAACUCCCCUUCCCUUCGCCCCCGCCCCCUCCUCUCUCUCAUCGCCCUCCUUCCUCGCACCGCUCUCCACCCCUUUCAACCCAUCUAUCGCCCCUCCCAUCGUUCCGGACCCCUCAUCACUCCUGCGAGUCUACCUGGACUUCAAUCAUCUCAUCCAAGCGUCCCGAUUGGCUCUCUCCAUGCUCCGCGCGUGGAGAGCCGUCCGAUCGGCCGAUCCGCGCACGGCGAAGCAACGGAUGGGCGCCACGUGGCAGCCACACGCCCUGCUGGACCGGCUGAGGCUACAGCUGGCAGCCGCUGCUGCUGCUGCUGUGGGCGAGCUCGGGGGGGAGCAAGGGAGGGGGGCGAGUGGCAGAGGAUGUGGGGGUGGUAGAGAAGGGGUGAGUGUGAGUGGGAGUGAGUAUGAGGUUGUGUGUGCGAUGCGGGAGGAGGUGGAGGCGGCAGUGAGGGCGUAUCUGGGGCAGGUAGAUCUGGAUGGGGAGGACUUCAGGCAGGUGGCAACUGGAGGGGCAGGGUGCGCUGGUAAGGGGUCAAGGGCAGUGGGGUUGGGAGCAGAGGGAGAAGGGGGAGCAGUAGCCGGGGCAGCAGGGGCAGCAGGGGCAGCAGGGGCAGCAGGGGCAGCAGGGGCAGCGGGGGCAGCAGGGGCAGCAGGAGCAGCAGGGGCAGGAGGCAGAGUGCAAACAGCAGCAUUCGGAGCAACGCCAACUAUGGGGUCAGCUCCUUUUGGGUCAGCACCAGCAUUUGGCUCAGCAGCAGCUUUUGGAGCUAAAUUAGCACAAGCAGGAGCAGCUUCAAGCACACAGGCAGGGGGAGGAGGAGGAUUAGCAGAAGGUGCAGGCACGGGAGCAGCAGCGGGGAGUGUGUUUGGGAGGCUGGGAGCGGGGUUUGGAUCGCCUCAUGCUUCCCCACCUCCUGCUGCCCCCUCGGCUGCUUCACCUUAUGCUGCCCCUGCUGCUGCCCCGUCUGCUGCCCCUCUAUUUGGUGGGGCAGCCAAUACUUUUGGUGGGGCAGGCAGUACUUUUGGUGGGGCAGGCAAUACUUUUGGUGGGGCAGGCAAUACUUUUGGUGGGACAGGCAACUCUUUUGGUGUAAGAGAUGCUGGUGAGAAAAACACAGGAGCAAUCGAUGGUGGGGGGAAGGCUGCUGGUGCUGCUGGUGGUGCUGCUGCGGCUGUGGGGCUUGGGUCGAGUGGAGGAGGUCUUGGGUUAAGAAGUGGGGGGUUUGGGGGAGGGGCAGGAAAAACUGAGGGGGCAAGUGGGGGAGGGGGACAAGGAACAGGGUUUGGUGGGUUUGGAGUGACCACAGGAGGAGAUUUUACAGCAGGAGGAUUUGGGGCAGGCAGCGCCGGUUUUGGGGCAGGCACCAGUGGGAUUGGGGUCGGUACUGGUGGUUUUGGGGCAGGUGGUGGUGGUUUCGGGGCAGGUGGUGGUGGUUUCGGGGCAGGUGGUGGUGGUUUCGGGGCAGGUGGUGGUGGUUUCGGGGCAGGUAUCGGUAGCAGUGGGUUUGGGGCAGGUGGUGGUGGUUUUGGUGCGGGUAGUAGUGGGUUUGGGGCAGGUGGUGGUGGUUUUGGUGCGGGUAGUAGUGGGUUUGGGGCAGGUGGUGGUGGGUUUGGGGCAGGUGGUGGUGGGUUUGGGGCAGGUGGUGGUGGCUUUGGGGAAGGCUCUGUGGGGUUGGGCACAGCUGCUGGCGGCAGUUCAAGUGGGUUUGCUGGUGCGUUUGGAAGCACAGUGCACAAGUGA